AUGUGUAAUAAAUCGUUUUCGCGCUCAGAUAACCUCUCCCGACACAGGAAAACAUGUAAAUACAGAAAUGUGAAUAGUGAUAGUGAGCAUAAUGGGGAUUAUUAUAUUCCCAAAAAAAGAUUAAGACCACUUGGAUUGGAAGUGAUAGAUGCCAGUGUUUCCAAAUUAACACAUGCGUUUAAAAACAGAAUCGCAUCUUAUCGUUUUUAUAGUAAUAAGAAAAUGGAUUAUCAUGGAUUUUUAAAUGAUGUUAAACCCAAAGUUUUGAACAUCUUGAAGGAAUAUCUACAUCUGCACAAUAUCAUAAAGGUAAAUUUUGAAAUAUUUAGUCUUUAUCUAAAACCUGAUAGUAGCCUAUCAGAUAUCAAGUCCAUGAACACGUGCAAUACAAUUAUAUCUAUUAGCACUGAGAUGGAAGAAACAUUUGAUGAUUUUAAGAAAGCACUGAUGACGCAAGCCUCAGAAUUUCAAGAAAAAGAUUCAAAUUGGGCAUUACAGGAAAUAAUGUUUUUAGAUGUUAACAUAAACAAAUUUAACUCUAUUUCUGCAUCAACAUAUAUUCGUCUCCCAAUACCCAUAGUAAGAAAACAUGCUAUUUUAAAUAUCGAAAACAGAGAUAAUAAGUGUUUUGCGUGGAGUGUUAACGCAGCUAUUUUUCCUCCCGUUGGCAACCCAAGCAAACCAGAAUCAUAUCCACCGUAUGAUACUUUGUUAAAUUUUGAAGGGAUUGACUUUCCGAUGAAACUGAAAGAUAUUAAACAGUUUGAGACCCUUAAUAAUAUUUCAGUAAAUGUUUAUGGGCUAGAAUCCAAUUUCGUAAAUAAUAAAAGGCAAUAUGAAAUAAUUGGCCCACUUUACUUUACAAGUAAUCGUCAUGCCACUCAUGUAAACCUUUUGCUUAUAACAAAUGAUAAACAAAGUCAUUAUUGUCUGAUUCUAGACUUGGUCAGACUUGUAAAAAGUCAAAAAACAAAAAAGACUCGCAAAGAAUAUUUAUGUGAUGGAUGUCUACAAUUCUUUACCAAAGAAGAAAAGCUCAAUAAUCACCAAAAGAGCGACUGUUUACAUAUUUACACAGAACUUCCCACAUCAAGUCCUAAGAUAAAUAAGUUUGGCGAAAUGGUGCCAGAAAAUAUACUAAAAUUUAUCAACAUUCAAAAAAUGUUGCCUGUACCAUUUGUUGUGUAUGCGGACUUUGAAAGUUUGCUUAAGCCCAUAGAUUAUGCUGAACCUUUUAAUGGAAACUCAUAUUCAAUCAAAACAGCUGAACACCAAGCAUAUUCGUUUGCAUUUUACCUUAAAUGCAACUAUGAUGAUUCACUUUCAAAACUAAUAAAAUAUGAAGGAGAGGAUGCUCCCAAAGUAUUUAUACAGAAACUAGAGUGUUUAGUAAAUGAACUAUACACGAAUCACCUUAAACAUAUUAAACCAAUGUUACCGUUAACAAAAGAAGAAUUUGAAAAACAUGUGAGCGCUACUGAAUGUUACUUGUGUAAAAAACCCUUUAAUCCUUUUAAUCAUAAAGUAAGAGAUCAUCAUCAUUUAACUUCAAAAUAUCUUGGGCCAGCUCAUAAUUCCUGUAAUAUAAAUUACAAACUCUCAAAUUCAAUACCUGUAUUUUUACACAAUAUGAGCAAUUAUGACUGUCAUCUAUUUGUUAAAGAGCUUUCAACAGCUGGUGAAAAAGUUUCAGUAGUUGCCCAGACCAAAGAAAAAUAUAUAACAAUUUCUAAAUCAAUAUUGGUAGAAAAGGACCCACACAAAUAUAUUUAUUUGAAAUUUGUUGAUUCAUACAGAUUUUUGGCGAAAUCUUUAGAUACUCUGAGCGCAACUUUAAACUCAGAGCAAUGUAUAGAAAUUAGAAAGUAUUUCCCAGAUACUAAACAAUUUGAACUUGUGAGACGCAAGGGUGUUUUUCCUUAUUCAUAUAUGGAUGGAUUUGACAAACUCAAAGAAAAAACACUACCGCCCAAAGAAAAUUUUUACAAUAAUCUAACUAACCAAGACAUUUCUGAUGACGAUUAUGCAAGAGCAAUUGAUGUAUGGAACACAUUUGAUUGUAAAUCUAUUAGUGACUAUGCUAUGUUGUACCUAAUCUCAGAUGUCUUAUUAUUAGCUGACGUGUUUGAGAACUUUAGAAACAUAUGUCACAAAGAAUACAAUUUAGAUCCUUGUCACUACCUAACAGCUCCUGCACUAAGUUGGGAUGCCAUGUUAAGAUACACCAAAAUUGAACUGGAGCUUCUUACCGACAUUGACAUGGUACACUUUUUAAAGAAAGGAGUACGAGGAGGUGUGGCACAAUGUUGUAAAAGAGAAGCAGUGGCAAAUAAUCAUUAUGUACCCAACUUUGAUCCUCAACAACCCGAGUCUUACAUCAUGUAUCUAGAUGCCACAAAUUUAUAUGGUGCUGCCAUGUGUCAAUAUCUUCCAUAUGGACAUUUCAAAUGGGUAACGGAUGUUGAAAACUUUAACUGUUUUUCGGUGAAAGAUGAUGCGGAUAAAGGGUAUGUGUUGGAAGUAGAUUUGGAAUAUCCAGCUCAUUUACAUUCUGCACAUAAUGAUAUGCCAUUCUGCCCCGAAAGCAUGGUACCACCAGGAAGCAAAUAUCCUAAACUUAUACCAAAUCUCAACAAUAAAACUAAAUACGUCAUUCAUUAUCGCAAUCUUAAACAGUGUCUUAAGUAUGGUCUGGUACUAAAAAGGAUUCAUCGUAUACUAGAGUUUUCGCAAUCACCAUGGCUAAAAAAAUAUAUUGACCUAAACACAUCACUUAGAAACAAAGCCAAAAACGAGUUUGAGCGGGAUCUCUUUAAAUUGCUAAAUAAUGCGAUAUUCGGAAAAACUUUAGAGAAUCUCGAAAAAAGAAAGGAUAUCCGCCUUUGUACUCGGUGGGAAACCAAAACAAAUUCGUUGGGAGCCAGGGCACUUAUCUCGAAACCAGAAUUCAAGUCUUGUUCUGUGUUUAAUGAAAAUUUGGUUGCGGUUCAUUUGGGUAAAACCAAAAUAGUUUACGAUAAGCCUCUCUAUGUUGGAUUUACAAUUUUAGAUUUAUCAAAAAUUGUGAUAUAUGAUUUUUACUAUGGAUACAUCAAAAAGAAGUAUGGAGAAGCUGCAAACUUGUUAUACACAGACACAGACUCCUUGAUUAUGGAGAUAUAUACCCCCAAUUUCUAUGCGGAUAUGAAAAGAAAUUUAGAACAUUUCGACACCUCCAACUAUCCGACUUAUAAUAUUCACGGGAUACCGAAAACCCCUUCAAUAUUAGGAAAAAUGAAAGAUGAAUUUGCAUCUAUACCCAUUAAAUGUUUUUAUGGUACAGGUGCUAAAGCUUAUUGUAUAGAAGCAAAUGAACUAAUAAAAAAAGCAAAAGGCAUUUCAAAACACAUAACCAAAACACAACUGCAAAUGAGUGAUUACGUUCUGUUAGUAAAAAAAGGUGGUGUAAUAUUUAGAAAAAUGUAUGUAUUUGUGUCUAAUUUACACACCAUAUAUACAGAACUUAGAAAUAAAGUUGCACUAUCUGCUAAGGAUGACAAACGCUAUGUUAUAAACGCUUCUGUGGUAACAAAUUUAAUUAUCUAUCGAACUUGCUAUGUAACACUUGGAUAUAAUAAAAGCGAUUGUUCUCAACUGGGAAAUAAAGAUAAUAACGUAACUCAUCACUACGAAAAAAUUGUUCAGCCUUAUGCAGAUGUCGUAUCAAUGGUAAAGUCCCUCCUCGAUUUACUUCUGCCGACGUUUAUUUGUCUAAUGGCGGGAUCUUGGUCUGAUAAACAUGGGAGAAAACCAGUUUUGUUGGUUACUUUAGGAGGUAUAGCUUUCAGUUGUGCGCUAACCAUAUUAUACUGCUUAUUUGAAAAUUUAUCUCCAUGGAUAUUUUUGAUCACUGCAAUACCAACCAUGAUAACAGGCAAUAACACUACAUUUUUUGCCAUGGCACUCUCCUACAUAUCUGAUACUUCGACAAGGGAAACCAGAGGCUUAAGGACGAAAAUGAAAAACCAGCUAAGUUAAACUUAUUUAAAGAAAUUAUUCAAACUACCAUUAAAAAACGGGAAAACUAUAAUAGAGCCAUAAUCAUUCUAACAAUUACGUCUAUUAUAAUUUACAUUUUUCUAACACAUGCAGAUACAAAUACGCGAUAUAUCUUCCUUCGUGGAAAACUGAAUUGGACAUUUACAAAGUACAAUCUUUAUAAUAGUGUUUGUAUGUUAAUUUGGGCUGCAGGUACCAUGGCUGGAAGUUAUAUUCUUCAAAGGAAGUUUCAUGUUAAGGAUUCCAUACUUGCUCUGAUAGGGUUGGUAUCGAUGUUAAGUUGCGUCAUUUUGCAGUUUCUUGCAACCAAUGAUACGAUGAUUUAUAUUGCUGGUGCUUCAAAAUGUAUGGGAGGACUGGUCGCUCCCAUGCUGCGAGCUAAUAUAUCCCGCUUAGUACCAACCGAUGAAGUUGGUAAGAUAUUCGCAAUGGUCGUAGGAGCUGGAGCUCUGGUUUCUGCUGCUUUAACACCUGUAUAUACAUUAGUAUAUAAUAAUACGAUCUACAUUAACUCUGCGUUAUAUAAUCUGCUUUCCAUUUCUUUAUUGGCAAUAACCAUUACUUUAGUACUAUCAGUAAUGUGGUUGGAACAAAAAUCUCAAAUAUAUACACCUGAAGUUCAAAUUGUUGAAGAAGAUAUAAAUGGAUGCUAGUUUUAAUAAUGUGAUAGUCCCAGAAAGGGUUAAACUAAUUUAUAUUUUAUUACACCAAAGUUUUAUUAAAGAAUUGUUUUUU
Molecule: messenger RNA, 4773 nt
Organism: Diabrotica balteata
Lineage: Eukaryota; Metazoa; Arthropoda; Insecta; Coleoptera; Chrysomelidae
Source: the annotation of a GenBank genome assembly